Messenger RNA from Paramecium primaurelia, 992 nucleotides. Lineage: Eukaryota; Ciliophora; Oligohymenophorea; Peniculida; Parameciidae. The record is from the annotation of a GenBank genome assembly.
AUGUUUGAAAGAAAGGAAUUAAAGGCAAGAGUAAAAAAAAAGGUUGAAUAAAGUGAGAAUUAAGAGAUCAUUUUUAGUAUAAAGAGAAAAUUAGGAGAUCAAUCUUAUGAUAAUAUAUGUAAAAUAAAAAUCAAUGAAUUUUAAGAUUUAUAAAAUGAUGAGGAAAUGAUGCGAUUUAUAAAUUCAAGGAAACAAUUAAAAGUAAAUUUUGAUGAUAUUAUUAAUUAAACAAAAAAUCUAUCUUUAAAUGAUGAAACUUAAAAAAUGUAAUUUAAAUAUUCAAUCUAAUAGUGUAGUCUUAGAAAAACUUUAAUCUUAAGAUACUAAUUAAUAUUUUGAAGAAACCUAAUAUAAAAGUAUUUUAAAAGAUAGAAGAGAAUAAUUUGUAGAUAAAUUUAGAAGAGAUAUAAGAGAAAAAAUGUUAUAAGAAAAUAGAAAUAAAGUAAUGAUUUCAUUAUUUAUUAUAGUUUAUAAUUGAAUUAGAAUAAGAUAAGAAUAAUCUUAAAUGUUGUGAUCAAAACUAAGAUGAUUAAUUAGAGAAAGAUUAUUAUAUUAUGAAGUAAGUUAAUAAGAAUGAAAUUAAUUAAGAAAAGAAGAGUACUUCAAUGAAAAUUGAUGCUAAAUAAAUAGAAAAAUAUUUUGAUAAUCAUUAUGUUGAUAGUGAACAUAAUUCAAGUAUUGAUAGUGAAGAUUCAUAACGUACAGAUUAAGAUGGAUAUGAUUAUCCUGAAAAUGAAAGUUCAGAUGAUUAGGAUUUAGAAGAGGAGGAAGAUUAUUAUGAUAAUAAUAGUGAUGAUUCUUAAAAAUAUAAAAAGUAUAGAAGAAAAGAUAUUUAAGAAAAUGAUGAUUAAAUUGAAAUUGAUGAAUAAUAAUAAGCAUAAGGAAUUGAAAUCAAUUAAGUUUAAGCAUUUAUGAGUUUUAUUAAAUAACAUGAAUAAAUAAAAUAAGAAAAAUAAUGUUGGAAAACAUUUGACUAUGAAAAAGAUUUUUGA